AUGAAUGAAAACGAAUCGCCAUCGAAAAGGCCUUACAUACGUUUAAAUUCAUUUCUAAAUAAUAUUACGCGAAAUUCUGGCGAUGAAGUAAGGUUUAAAUGUGAAGCUGCUGGAAAUCCUCUACCAUUACAUUUCAGUUGGCUGAAAAAUCAUGCUCCAAUUGAAAAAAGUCGUAAAACGAAAAUAAAAAAUCGAGAAUAUUGGUCAAGAUUGAUUAUUACCGAUUUGGAUGUUUUCGAUAGUGGUUAUUAUCAAUGUAUCGUUAGUAAUAGUGUCGCAUCUGUCAAUACUACUGGAAUACUUCGAGUUAGUAUAAUCCUUCAUUUUUAUUCAGCUCCGAUUUAA
This is a messenger RNA of Dracunculus medinensis (Guinea worm), 345 nucleotides long. The record is from the annotation of a GenBank genome assembly. Lineage: Eukaryota; Metazoa; Nematoda; Chromadorea; Rhabditida; Dracunculidae.